AUGGCCGAUGGCAUCUCGUCGGCGGCUCAGGGUUCGGCCAAACAGCCCCCCUCGACCAUGCGAACCGCCCUUCCAUCACGGCGCAUGUCCCCGAAAGCCCGAGACGGAGGGCAGCAUGGCGCGGUAGAGCACGCGAGAAUCCCCAGCCCCGGCCCCAGUGCCGACAACAUCGACUCGACGACCCUGCGCCCGGAAAUGCGACGCAGCGAGAAGGACGGAAGCCAGACCCAGCCCGGCACCGACGACAGCGAGUUCUGCAUCCGGGCAAACCGGCCAGGUCUGCAGCAACUGCGGUACAACGAGGACACCGCUGUGGAGGAGAUCGCCUCAGGGAACGACGAUUUGCAACGCUUGUGGCCUGUACCAAAAGGCGAGAAACGCUUCGCGGCCAACUAA
This is a messenger RNA of Colletotrichum chrysophilum, 396 nucleotides long. RefSeq lists its product as uncharacterized. The transcript has 3 exons. Lineage: Eukaryota; Fungi; Ascomycota; Sordariomycetes; Glomerellales; Glomerellaceae. The record is from RefSeq and is a predicted model, not a curated record. Bases 1 to 396 code for a protein of 131 amino acids.